This is a messenger RNA of Daktulosphaira vitifoliae (grape phylloxera), 3627 nucleotides long. Its product is annotated as beta-1,4-glucuronyltransferase 1. The transcript is spliced from 9 exons. NCBI's taxonomy places the organism in Eukaryota, Metazoa, Arthropoda, Insecta, Hemiptera, Phylloxeridae. The record is from RefSeq and is a predicted model, not a curated record. Bases 310 to 1959 code for a protein of 549 amino acids.
UGUUCGUUUCGCCACUGCCGUCAGUCGCCGACACACCGUCACAGCGCGAGUUCACGGAUAGUUUACCAUCGGACCGAGAAUCGGUGUGCCAGAUCUUCACCAUACGAUCCGUGUCCAACGUGCGCUGAAAAAUACCUUUUUUUUUUUGUUUCUUUCAAUUCAUUAUUUGUUUGGUCAUUUUUCAAGUAAACAGUUUUUGCCAAAUGAUCCCACGUGCGAUAUAUUAAACCGACGAAUGAAGUCUUUAAAUUAAUGAUCAAUGAAGUUCGGUAAUGGUGUACAAGACGUGGCUAAAAAGCAGUAUAGACUAUGCUGACAAGACGCAACUGGCUACUACGACUGAGCGUCGUAUUAAACGUAGCCGUAAUCUUCUAUUUUGGGUCCCUACUGACUGUCAGAAAUGGGAACCCAGAAAUUGUGGAAGAGAUGCCGUUGUCCGGGAGAAACUUGGCUUCUUUGGACAUAUCUCAGACGGCCGAUAAAGAGUCGUUUUACUAUCAAAGCGCAUCGGGCGGCUCAAUUAAUUAUCCCGAACUAGCGUUACUGGCUAGUAUACAACCCAUUGCUGGACAACAACAAGGUUCAUCGAUCCAAACACCAGUUCAAGGAACCACUUUACGAGAUGAUAGUCAUGUAAUGCGAAUUAAACCCAAGUCCCUUCCUUCUGUUCCUGUUGAUUCCUCGGAUGUAGCAUCUGAUACUUCAAUGGGAUCAGCAGCAGCCGAAUCAUGGACUCAAGACAAAAAAGACGCAGGGCCUACACAACAACAAACGUCCACCACCACCACGGCGUCAACUACGUCCGCAGUUAACGCUGGUAGUGGGGGCGUAACGUCCUUACGGCCGCUUCGUGAACUUGUAGGGUGUAGUGACAAGUCCAACCAUAGGCGAACAGCUCAACGGGGCGAUUACUGGGUGCUAUACAACUACGUGCCGGCAAGAAGAUGGUUUAAGUGUGACGAGUCUAUCACAUAUACUACACAUGCAGACUAUACGUUCCUCGAUAACCUGGAGCCCCUUUUGGAUAGAUGGAGAGGUCCUAUUUCAAUAGCUUUGUACACGCCUGGAAAUGAUUUCUUACCCACUUUAACGGCUAUCCGAUAUUUGAGACAAUGCGGAUCGCCACUAGUGGCCGAACUGGUUACGUUCCACUUGUACUUUUCGUCAAGACACGUCCCUAAAUCAAUACCACAUUCCGAUCAAGAAAUUGACGCGACCGUAAAUUGUGCGGUGCCACCAACCUGGAAAAAUGUCACGUCCAGCUCACUAUAUAAAAGUCAGAAAAAACUAUUGUACCCAGUAAAUGUUGGCCGAAACGUUGCCCGAGAGUCAGCAACUACUCAUUACGUGCUACCCUCCGAUAUUGAGCUUUACCCAAGUCCUGGUGUCAUAGACGGAUUUAUGGAUAUGGUUCGCCGACAAGAUCCGCCUCUCAGAAGACCCAAACCUAUGGUAUUUCCGUUACCGAUAUUUGAACUGGCAUCCAAAAUGAAACUACCUGCUGACAAAAAAGAACUAGUUUCUAUGCUGAAAAAUGGUACUGCUAUCACAUUCCACAAAAAAGUCUGUCCGGACUGUCAUACAGUACCCAAAUUUAAGGAAUGGGCAAGUGCUAAGCCCAAAUCAGGAAUCAGCGUGUUUCAUACAGGCAAGCGGACCGGUUAUCAUCUACACUGGGAACCAAUUUUUAUUGGUACUCACAACGACCCCUUGUACGAUGAAAGACUGAGCUGGGAAGGCAAAAUGGACAAAAUGACCCAAGGCUACACGCUAUGUGUUUUGGAUUACGAAUUCCACAUUUUGGAUAAUGCAUUUUUAGUACACAAACCAGGUAUUAAAACAUUAAAGAAGGAUCCGGCACGACAGGUGUUGGCCAGCAAAACGUACAGUCUGGUCAAAAGAGUAAUAUUGCCCGAACUUAAAGUCUUAUAUGGCACACGAAAAGGGUGCGCUGUAUAGAAUUCAGUCCAUCGACUCCCACGUUAGAGAUCAGAUAGACUCAAUGACUGAUAAGUUAUAUUUGCGUACAUUAUGUAUACAUACAUCAGCCAGUAUGCAAUGUUCGAGUAAUUCUUUUUAUAUCCGGAUGUUGGUCAAUAUACAUUUAUUUAUAUUAUCAAACGACUCAUACCGGACGAGGGCGUCACUUCCGAUGGCAGCAGCAAAUACAAUUAUCAUUUAUAAAAGCAUCAAUUUAGUAAUAUUUAAUAUUUUUGAUCAUGUAAUCUCCUCUUAUUAAAUGAAAUUGCACGCUGCCAUGUCCGUUGGCCUUAGCUGAGAUAACAUAGUAUUUAAAAGUCAAAUAAAAUGUAUUUUUUUAUAUAAACGCCUGUAUAAAAUAGAUGCCAAUUUGUUUUAAUUUUACACAUUGUAAAGCUCUUUAAUCAAAUUAUAUGUUAUACAUUUUCUUUGUAUUAUUUCUAUUAUUAAUCGCUCAUGAUAAAAAUUAUCUUUAUAUACAUGCAUUCUCUAUGUAUAAAGUGAUAAGUGUUCAUCUAUCUUUGUAUAUUCGUUAAAUUCGAUAUUCUUUAAAUGUUCCUUGUACUAUUUUUAUUUCAUACAUGCAUAGCCAUUUACCAAAUAGUUGCAAUUUUUUAAAUUUUUAUUGAUUUCUUGGUUCUUCGGUGGUUGGGAACUUUUUCUAUGGGACAAACAAGAUCGCCUCCAAUUGCAAGCGUUUCGUUACAGUAAACUAUUUUGUUAUUUUAUUAAAUUGACAAAUAUAUAGUUUAUCGUAGUAUGCCCAAACAUCAUAAUUAAAAUAUACACAUCAAAACUUCUCCUUUAAGCCAAUUUUUAAUUUAAUUGAAUUAUUGGCUUCCAAAACGUUAGUGCUAUUCGAUGCGAUCAAAAAAAAAAUUCAUUUUUGUUAUAAUUAAUCCUCCUUGUUUGUUUAUAUAAUUAUCGCUAUUAAUUAGCUAGUUUGUGAUUUAAUUUUUAUGCCAUUCUUAAUAAAUUAACGAUUUGCCAAAUGGUAAUCAUAAUUAUAAUGUGUGUUACACGUUUUAAUGUAAGUAACAUCCACAUAUUUAUAAAUUAGUCCAAAAUGAUGCCUAAAAAAACGCAUCAAAGAAAGCAAUAAUUUAACAUUUUACAAUUAUAAGAACAACUAAUAAAAUUAUUUAAUUAUUGUUUUAAUUUUUUUAUUCUAUUUUGUUUAAUUAUAUAUUAUAUUGACAAAAGAAUUAAAUUAAUAUUACAAAAACAUUAUAUUGUACAUUUUAAAAUCAAUAUAAGUUCAUAUAUUUAUUGUGAUCUCUAGAUAUUUUGUUAAUUUGAUUUUUAUAAUGUAUUAUUAACCUAGUUGGGGACAUCGUUUCGUCAACUAUAUUAAAUUUUUUUUUUUUUCACUUUCUUAUAAAUAAAGUAGCAAAAAUCAGUGAUCCAUAAACAUUUAUUACUUUAUUUUUAUGUAAAAUUUAUUUUAAUUAAAAGACAUUAUUUUUAUGUUUUAUAUAAGCCACAUAUUUUUUUAUCUAAAUACAUAUGUUAUUACAUACUCCAGUCAAAACCAUAGCUUAUACAUGAUUAUUACCGAUUUUGUACUUAGUAACUAGAUUUAUUAUUAUAAAUAUACUAUUAAAUGAGUUAAUAAGGCUAUUAAAUAAAAAAUAUUUUGUAACUAUA